AUGAUAACACCAAAGCCAAGACAAAAUCUUGGCGAGCGCGCGCGCACACCUACGGUUUGCAGUGCAGCCGUCGCCCUUCAUUGGACAAACAGCGCUGCUGCUGCUGCUGCUGCUGCCCUCCAUCUCGCGAUGGCAGCGACUCUGCAGUUCCUCAGCCUUCUCGCCGCCUCUUCUUCACAUCCAGCUCCUUCCUGCAGAAGCGAGAAGAAGAGCCGCUCCGUCCAUCUGCCGCAGCAGCAGAGGAAUAGGAGGCUCCGCGUCAUCCGAGCCGUCGAGACGGACGAGCCCUCCGUCGCAGCGCCUCCGGAGGAGGAGCCGCCGUCCGUCGACUUCGCCUUCGUCAGCCCCCGGUUGCUGCCGGACGGGACGCCGGACGUGCACUACCGGACGGCGUGCGGCGGGCAGAAGCUCAGGGACAUCAUGCUCCAAGGGCACAUCGACCUCUACGGGCCUUAUGAUAAGUUCCUGCUCAACUGCUCGGGAGGCGGCGAGUGCGGGACUUGCAUCGUGGAGGUAGUUGAGGGCGGUGAAAUGCUUUCCCCCAAAAAUGAAGUGGAAAAGGAGAAGCUUAGAAGGAAACCCAAGACUUGGAGACUAGCUUGCCAAGCUACGGUUGGCAAGCCAGAUUCAAGAGGGCAGAUGGUCAUUCAGCAGCUGCCGGAGUGGAAAGUACACGAGUGGGACAGACAAUAAUUAAUUAGUGUAUACUAGACACUUGAUCAUCUGUAUACAUAAGAUUUUCGUGUGCGAACACCCGGCCGGCAGAAUAAAAAAAGAGAGUUGCACUUGAUCAUCUGGAGAAGAAAACACUUGGCAUCAGCAACUUUGCACUAAAAUCACGACAAGUAUUUAGGAACAGAGGAAAUACAAUCGAAGAGGGACAGAGAGGUAUGCGAUCGAAGAAGUCUUCCAUGGUAGUAUAUCGCUCCCAUAUACACCGCAGUAUACAAAACAACAAUGAAACAUUUGUGUACAUUUUCUUCGAGGAUGUACGUAACCUUUUUCCAACGCAUCUCUAGGCUUACAUUGUGUGUUCCCUUAGACCUCUUCCAAUGCAUUGUUCUUUCUUAGGUGUUGUCUCUUGGUCCACAACAAAUGUUAAGAAACCAUACCUUCAAUGCUUAUCUCUUAAUUUUGUCUCUAAA
Molecule: messenger RNA, 1145 nt
Organism: Brachypodium distachyon (stiff brome)
Lineage: Eukaryota; Viridiplantae; Streptophyta; Magnoliopsida; Poales; Poaceae
Product: photosynthetic NDH subunit of subcomplex B 3, chloroplastic
Exons: 6
Coding region: 1-693 (230 amino acids)
Biological process (GO): P450-containing electron transport chain
Cellular component (GO): chloroplast thylakoid membrane
Molecular function (GO): 2 iron, 2 sulfur cluster binding
Source: RefSeq, a predicted model, not a curated record